AUGGGUAACGAAACAUCUACGUCGGGUAGAGAAGCCUUUGACAAAUAUAAAUCUAUAUUACCAGGUGAUGCGCAAUCAUGGCUACAUUGGGACUAUAUUGUUUACUUAAGAAAAAUUAUUGAGGAAAAUGAACCAUGGAAAAAUCAAGAUUUUUUGAAUCUUUUAAGGAUUAUCUUGAAACAUGUUCCAAAUCCAGAAGAACAAAAAUUUUGUUAUUGGAUUAAGAUACAAAAAGAAAUAUUCGACGCAGUAAUGAAAAACCAUAACCAUGUGUCUUACACGUGGGAAGAUCAUGCACAUGGUGUACUAAAAAAUUCUAAUAAAACACAAAGGUUUAUGUCGUUAAAUUGUACUAAAUUAGACAAAAACGAGAAAGAUACUAAAACACCUAUAAAUGGAUGUAAUUUUAGUACUGUAGAACUUAGUACAUGUUUUCCUUUUCGUCGUAGAAAUAUAUAUUUAGAUGGAAUAGAAAGUCAUGUUGAUAAUAUAACGAGAUUAAUAUCCUUAAUGAAUUCUGCCAUUACAAAGGCCAGUAUGAUUUUUGGUAUUAUGGCUACUUCUCUAGGAACAAAAGCUAAACAAGAGAUUUAUCAUUUGAGGAAAAAAGGAAAAGCAGAUGAUGAAAUUUGUAAGAUUAUGCAACGCAAUUUUGCUGAUUACAAAGAUCUUUUUGAUGGAAAAGAUAUAGUUUCUUACAAAAAAUCAAGGCAAUUACAAUGUAAAUUAAAAAAAAUACAUGACAAGUUACAAAAUGAAUUAAACGAUGAACAAAUUUACCAUAGAUUAUGGAACACGCAUUUUAAAAACCCAACUGAUGAAUUAUUAAAAGAUAUAAAAAAUGAAGAUGCACAAACAUGUCAGUUAUAUAAUGAAUCACAAACAAAACCUCAAUGUAUACGUUUUUUAGAAGAAUGGUUCGAGGAUUUUUUAAAACAAAAACAAAAUAUCCAAAAUCAUAUAAUACAUACAUGUAUUAAUAAAAAAUCUAAAUCAAUACAUUUGUUUGAUGGUGUAAAUAGUGAAGUAAUGUGUAUAGCUUAUUGUAAGGGUUAUACAGAUUUUCUACAAAACUAUAAAUCUUGUUAUCAAACAUAUCUUAAAAAAUGCACAGAAAAUAUUAUAAAUUCAACAAAUAAUGGUAGUAAAAGUAAUGGAGAAUCAGUUGCAGAGGCUGAAAUAAAUGCGACAUUAAGACAAUUAAAGAAUAAACUAAAAUGUCCAAUAAAUAUUUGUGGAGAUCAUAUAGUUGAUUUAUCACCAUAUUUUGACCUAAAUGAUCGUUUUUUUCCUUUACAUAAAGGUUACAUUUGCGGGUGUCAAAACAACAGUGGUAAUAACAAUUACAAACGUUUGUUCAAUAACGGUGGCCACUAUACCAACCUAGAAACUAUCCUGAACGAAUUGAGUUUAUGUUCGAUGAAUGAUGAUGAUUUGGACGGAACAGUUGGUGGAAAUGGAGAAAAAGUGGUUACAAAGAGUGGUAUUGUAAAAGAUAUAUGUGGUGUCAAUUAUUAUGAUUCGUUCAUUACAAAACGGAAAUUGUCAAACCCGUGCGGAAAGAAUACUAUAAAAGGUAAAACAUGGAUAUGUGAUGGAAAAACAGGUGAAGAACGACUUAUGCAUGAGUGGAAAAAUAGAGCAUGUAUGCCUCCAAGAACACAAGUGUUAUGCUUAGGAUUUAUGGGAAAUAAAGAAAAUCAAUUUUAUAAUGAUGCCGGCACCUCGAUCGAAAGUAGCCAAAAACUUUUGACUGAAAUGCUAGUUGCGGCCAAAUAUGAAGGCGAAAAUAUAAAAAAAUUUUAUAAAGGAAACACAAAUAAUGAAAAGACGAAAUUAUGUAACGCUUUGAAAUACAGUUUUGCCGAUUUAGGGGAUAUUCUUCGCGGACGAAGCAUAUGGGAAAACGGAUAUAUCCAGAGGAUGGAAAACAAUUUAAGAACGAUAUUCCACAACAUAUAUAAUAAUUUACCAAAUGAUAAAAAAGGUUUAUAUAAUGAUAAUACUAAGAGUUAUUAUUAUUUGCGAGAAACGUGGUGGAAUACUAAUAGAGAAUAUAUAUGGAGAGCAUUACUAUGUGGUGCAGGAAUGAACACAUAUAAUCGUUGUGGCGGUGUCAUCCCAAAUAUCGACUAUAUGCCGCAAUUUUUACGCUGGAUAGCCGAAUGGAGCGGUAAUUUCUGUGAAGAGAAAAACACAUACGACAUAACAUAUAAUCACAUAGAUAACGUAAAAAAAGAUAAGAAUAUCGAAUCUAUGUGCAGAGGAUGUAAUGCAGAUGGAGGAAAUGAGUGCACUAAUAGUUUUCCUAAUGUUGGCCGUGCAGCAUCAACUCCUACAUGUUCAGAAUGUAAAAGUACGUGCCAAAAAUAUAAAGAUUGGGUACGAAAUCAAAAAGGACAAUAUGAUAAACAAAAGAAAAAAUAUGACGAAGAAAUAAUAAAUGCACAAAAUAAAUCUAGUAAGUCAUUACGAAGUUUACAAGGUCAAUCCGUAUAUGGAAUUAAUGAUCAAUCAGUUACUGAAUUUUUUAAAAAAAUUGAAAAGGAUUACCCUGAUGUUAACAAAUUUUUGGAUGAAAGGUCGCAACAUACUGGGUGUAAUAUAAAUGUGGAUCGGGUGGAUUUUACAAAGGCAAAUGAUGAACACAAUAAUCCUUAUAACCCAUUUAAUUUAAAACAUAAACACUGUAAAACAUGCGAUGAACAAAAACAUCUUCAAGAUUUAUUUGGAGAGAGAAUGCUUGAAGGAGGAAUGGCAGGAUCACCUCCGGGGUAUACGCCGCCAUCACCGGCUCCGCCAACAAAUGAUAGUGGUGGAAGAAAAAGUCACCCACAGACACCACAAAAUACUACCACUUCAACUACCACAAGUACUGCACAAACAAGACCUGAUGCUAUAAAUAACGAAUGUUAUCGUGUAUUAAAAGACAUGUCCAAUUAUUGGAAUUGUAAUCAAAAAGAUAACGCACAAAAUAUAUCUUUUUGUAAACUAGAAAAUGAUAGUACAUCGUCGGUAAACGACGAAGAUUUUUCCACGUUAUUCGAAAAAUGGAUAGAAUUAUUUUUAGAAGAAUAUAAAAUUCUUAAGAAUAAAAUAGAAGAAUGUAAUAAAAAUCAAAAUGAUUGCCCUGAUGAUUAUUGCAAGUUAAAAUGUUAUUGUUUAAAUAAAUGGUUAAAUAGAAGAAAAAAGGAAUGGACAAAGCAAAAAGAAUAUUUCGAAAUGAGUAUGAAACCAAGCAAUAAUGCUCGAGUUGCAGAUUUUGAAAAUCUAUAUAACCUUGAUGUUUAUUUUAAGACACAAUUUGAAAAAACAUUUCUUAAGGCAUUAGGUCAAGAAACAAGUUACCAUGAACUACAAUUAAAUUCAGGAAAAAACGAUCCUUUAAAACCAAUAUUAAUAAAAUCACAAGAAUUGAUUGAUGAAUGUAUACGUAAAUGUCCCAAAAAACUUGAAUGUAGUGAAAAAGGGUUCAAGAACGAGUGGGAGUGCGACAAAACCACAAUUGCAAAGGGUGGCGUAAUUGGUGCCUCUGAGACUGAAAUAUGUUUAAAAAAAGGUGAUAACAAAUAUGGACAAGCAAAUAUGGAUAGAGUAGAAGACGUGUAUCAAUUUUAUGACUCGUUCGAGGAAUGGAUUGAUUAUAUGGAAAAAUCAAUAAAUGAAAAAAUGAAAAUACUGAAAAACUCGUGUCAUAGCACACAUAGGUUGUCACGUGAUAGUGGUAGUGGUAGUGCGUUGGAUUGUGAAACGUGCAAUGACGAUUGUAAAUGUUACGAUACCUGGAAAGGUAAUAUCGAAAAACAGUGGGGAAAACUGCAAGGUUACUACGAAAACUACAAAAACAAAAGUGGUAAUAACAUGCAAGGUAUUGAAUUGAAUGUUUUUUUGGAAGCAUUAUGUGAAACGAAAUAUGGCGAAAAUAGUACUCAGGACGAUAUAUGUACUAAACUUAAAGGUGACAAAAAAAAUUUUGUUGAGGGAUUAUUAGAUAAACACAAGGAAAAUAAUUCUAAAAUAUGUGAUGUGUGCGAAGAAAAAAAGAAAUAUAACAAAAAGGUUGACGAUAGUACAUGUAGUAGAAUUGUGGCUUAUAGUGGUGUUUGUAAUGUAAAAUCAUUCGAUAUAAUAGAAGAUAAUGGAAACGAAAAAACAACAUGGUCCUGUAAGAAUAAUAAUAAUAAAAAACCAUCCCAAGAUUUAGAAAACGAUGUAUGUGUCCCUCCAAGAGGACAAAAAAUAUGUAUAUCAAACAUGUACAGAAGUCAAAAUAUAGUGCCUACUGCAUUUAAUGAUACAACUAAAAUGAAAGAAACAUUAAAAUCUGCAAUAAAAAAAGAAACACAAUUAUUAUGGGAAAAUUUCGGAUCAAAAGAUAACGAUAAAGCUUGUAGAUUAACACAUAGAAGUUUUAAUGAUUUCAAACAUAUGGUUUUAGGUGACAGCUUGUGGAAACCUGAUAGUUUCAAGAAAAUACAUAAUAAAAUUAAAGAAAAACUUGAGCAAUAUAAAGACUCAAAAACUACUAAUUCAAGUAAAACACCUGAGGAAUGGUGGAAAAAACAUGAAGCCGAAUUUUGGAAUGCUGCAAAAUGUGGGAUCAAAGAAAGUGGUACACCUAAGGCCACUGGUUUGGAAUGCCCCCGACUCAUUAAUGAUGAUGAUCAAUUUGAAUGGUGGGCAAAAGAAUGGUCGGACGAUUUUUACGAUAAAAGAAAAGAAUUGGCGGGACAGGUGGAAGACAAAUGUAGUGGUGGUAAGAAUAAUUGUAAUGGUACUAAUACGAUAACUGAUGCAACGUGUCAAUCCAAAUGUACCCAAUAUAAAAGUUUUCUUACACUUAAACGGAAAGAGUGGACAAAAAAUUUCCAAGCAUAUUUAAAAGAACAAGAAACGAAGAACCCUGAUAAAUAUUCGGAAGAAAUAUUCUAUUUAUUAAACCCUUGUACUUAUCAGAGUUGUGACAAAGCAUAUAUUACAGCAUUAUUAAGUGAGACUAAACAAUAUGGAGAUAAAGAAAAAAUAUGUAAUUGUGACAAAUCACAAACACAAGAGACAGAUGAUCCGUGUGAUAAUAAAUUUGAACAUUACGGUUGUUCUCCAAAAAAGUUUGAUAAAAAUAUUUGGAGUAGUACAUAUGUGAAAAAUCCUAAAGAUCGAGGUAAAGUUUUUGCUCCUCCAAGACGUAACAGUAUAUGUAUCGGGUGGUUAUUCUCUCCAAUUAGAGAAACAAAUAAAGAUAAAACCAAAGGUGAAUUGAAACAAAAAAUUAUGGACGCAGCAAAAGGGGAGUCUCACUACUUACACAAGUAUUACACAAGUAUCAGCGGUAGCCAAGCUGAUAGCGCCCCCACAUCACCCCCACCUGGAUAUUGUGAUGCAUUGAAACGUUCGUUCGCAGAUAUUGGAGAUAUGGUUAAAGGUACAGAUAUGUGGAUGGCGGGGUAUUCUCCGCUCGUGGAAAAAAAUAUAUACAAUAUAUUUGCAAUGACGGAUGUUGGUGGUAAAACACCUAGUGAGGAACAAAUCAAAGAGGAUCGAAAAAAAUGGUGGGAUCAAAAUAAAGGUGCCGUGUGGGAAGCAAUGAAUUGCAAAGACAAUAAUUGUGGAUCUACCACCCCAGAGGAUGACAAGAAACCUCAAUUUUUGCGAUGGCUAGAAGAAUGGUCCGAACACAUGUGCGAAAGGAAAAAAAAACAUAUGGAUGAAUUUGAAAAAUUGUGUAAUGAUGGAAAGGACGUCGAAAAAGAUAAAAAUUGCAGCAAAGGAAGUGAACAUUGCAAACAACAGUGUAAUAGAUAUAAUAGAUGGAUAACUACCCAUAAAAACGAAUGGUUAGGCCAAAAAUCUAAAUACGAAGUAAUAUUGAAUGAUAAGUUCGAUGAAAAUUAUGAUGAUUUUAAACAACAUAUAAACGGUAAUGCAGAUGCAAAUACAUAUAUAACAUCCAAGAAUGAUAAAUGCAAAAACAGUGGUGGUAACCAUAUAAAUGUUGAUGAAGUGUUCAAAAAAAUAGAUAAAGAUUAUAAAGAAUACGAACCCUUCUGCACAACGUGUCGAAUCAACGAUAUAGCUGAAAAGGCAAAAGAGAAUACACGUGUUAAUCCAUGUGGAGAUAAAAGUGGCAAACAUGUGCGUGUGAAACAAGUAGCAAAAGAGAAACAAAAUGAUGCAAAUCAACAAAUGAAAACAAAUAGUGUCAAUGGUAGUGGUGAGAGUAAGUUGAAAGCAAAACCAGAGGAAGGUGAAUAUAAGCAUAACGGUAAUGCAAGUACAUUGAAAGAUAUAUGUAGUAUAACGUACAAACAUUCUAAUGAUAAACGUACAUAUAAUAGUGAUUAUAAAGGUCCUUGUACAGGCAAAGGUGAAACUAAAAAAGACAGAUUUUCCAUAGGAAAAAAAUGGGACACAAAGAACGAUGUCAAUCCAAAGCAUAGUGAUGUAUUAUUUCCUCCAAGAAGAUUAGAUAUGUGUACUUCGAAUUUAGAAAAUUUAGAUGUGCAUAAUGCCACCGGAUUCAAAGAUGGCAAUAAAGUUAAUAACUCUUUUUUGGGGGAUGUGUUAUUGACAGCAAAAAUUGAAGCAGAAAACAUAAAGGAACUCUAUGAAAAAAAUGAUGGCAAAAUUGGUCUAACUGACACAAAAGACCAAGAAACUGUAUGUCGUGCUAUGAAAUAUAGUUUUGCAGAUAUUGGGGAUAUUAUAAGAGGUCGAGAUUUGUGGAGCAGAAACCAUGAUAUGAAGAAUCUAGAAGAUAAGUUGAAAGAAAUUUUUAAAAAGAUUAAAGACAAACAUCCUGAUGGUGCUAACAAGUAUUCUAAUGGUGCCACUGAAACCCCCCAGUAUAAAACACUACGUGAACAUUGGUGGGAAGCUAAUAGAGACCAAGUAUGGCAAGCAAUGUUGUGCGUAAAAAUCAACGGUACUAAUGUUCCAUGUGGUACUACUACCACUCCUUUUGACGAUUAUAUCCCCCAACGGUUACGAUGGAUGACGGAAUGGGCCGAAUGGUAUUGCAAGGCACAGAAAGUGGAGUAUGACAAGGUGAUGAGUAAAUGUAAGGAUUGUACGAGUGGAAUAUGUGCAAAAUGUAAAGAUUGCCAAGAAGCCUGUGGAAUAUAUAAAGAUUUUAUUAAUAAAUGGAAAGAAGAUUGGAAAAAACAAAAAAACAAAUACGAACAAUUAUACAGAGAAGCAAAAAGUAGUGGUAGUGGUGCUACUGAUGAAAAUCAGAAAUAUCUUGAUGAAUUUUUACAAAGAUUACGAACAGCACAAAAUGGGAAUAAAACAUAUGAAAGUGCUGCAGGGUACGUGCACGAUAUACUUAAAGAUACAGGUUGCGAGAAACAAAAUGAAUUCUGCGAAAACAAACCUGAUGGUACUAACAACGACAAAUAUACAUUUCGUACUCAACCUAGUGGUUAUGAUACCGCGUGCGGGUGCGAUAGUAAGACGCCAUGUGAUGUGGUGAAAUCACUUUUGGAGGGUAAAGGGGGAAAUGACAAUAUAGAUAGUUGUAAUCCAAAAAUAACAAGUGGAAAUCAGCAACCUCCUGAAUGGAAGUGUGGUAAAGACAAAAUUGAUACGAAAUAUGGUGAUGCAUGUAUGCCUCCUAGAAGACAAAAAUUAUGCGUACAUAAUUUAGAACAAGAGAACGAAACAAAAACAUCAAAGGGAUUAAAGGAAGCUUUCAUUAAAUGUGCUGCAAAAGAAACGUUUUUUUUAUGGCAUAAAUAUAAAACUGAUCAUAGUAGUGACGCCGCAAAAUUAAAAGAAGAAGGAACUAUCCCUGAAGAGUUUAAAAGAGAAAUGAUGUAUACGUUAGGAGAUUAUAGAGAUUUAUGUUUAGGAAAAGAUAUGGGUAACGAUGUUACUAAAGUAAAUCAGAAAAUAACUGCUGCCUUGAAAAAACUUAAAAAAAGUGAUGACACAGAACGUACAAAUUGGUGGAAAGAAAUUGAGAAAGAUGUAUGGAAAGGAAUGUUAUGUGCCCUAUCACAUGAUAGCACAGAAAAAAAAGUGGAAGAUAGUGUUCUACAAAAAAUCGAAAAACAAAACGACUACAACAACGUGACGUUCGGUGAUGGUAAAACCACUGGUGUGAAGUUAUCCACUUUUGUUGAGCGGCCUCAGUUCCUCCGAUGGAUGACCGAAUGGGGGGAACACUUUUGUAAAGAACACAAGGCGCAGUUGGAGACACUAAGUCAGGAGUGUACGGGGUGUACUACCACUGUUACGAGUGGCACAACAACAUGUGUAGAUGUUAGUAAAUGUACGAAGUGCAAAGAACACUGUCCAAAAUAUCAAAAAUUUAUUAAUGAAUGGAAAGGACAUUAUAAUAAACAAAGUGGGAAAUUCAAGGCAGAAAAAGGUAAUUCUGAAUAUAGCGUUGAUAGUGACGUAGAAAAUUCAUCAAAUGCUCGAGAAUAUUUAAAAAAAAAAUUAGAAAAAAUGCAAUGUACAAAGAAUGGAACUAGUCAAAAAUGUGAUUAUAACUGUAUGAAUGAAGAGUCAUCACAACAAACACAAAAACAAGCAAGUGGUAAUGAAAAAAUGCCAAAAUCGUUAGAUGAAUACCCAACUGAGGAUUAUAAAACUAAGUGUUCUUGUCCUAAGCCGGAGGCGGGGAAACCAAACCCUGGUAAGUCACAGGACACCGCUGGUAAAGGACAACCGCAACAACCACUAAAACCUGCAGGACGUAGUAAUUCUCCGUCUAGCACGAUUUACUUUAAUCCACAUGGAGCACCAGCACAUAUUGACGUCACAUUUAAUAGUAACACGUCUCCUACUACUCCCUCGUCUAACCAGGGUAAUCCCUCGGCUAGUGACCCGGCUGCUGGACCCCCACCCCAAAAUGGUGGUACUAGUCAAACUGGUGGUAAAGAUCCAAAUAGUGGUAGUACUUCCUCUUCUUCUUCUUCGUCGUCAUCAUCAUCAUCCAGUAGUUCUAGUAGUAGUAUUAGUAGUAGUAGUGGUGGUAGUAUUACACCACAAGAUGGUGCAGCUAGUGGUACACCUGGUGGACAGUUAUCACCUGGACAGUCGCAAGCAUCAGCAAAACCUCCAACUAAAGGACGAUAUAUUACCGGAGGUUCAACGUGGCGUCCAGAAUACAAAGGGGAUGGAAAAAUAGAUACAACACUUAACACAAAUAGCACAUAUAUUUAUAGUACUUCCACAACAUCUCCUGAACCUACCAAAACCAAAAAUAUAGCUAAACCUUCUACUUAUCCUAUGAAUUGUGCAGAACAAGCUGCGGAUCAAUUAAGGAUGGAUGCGGAAAAUUCUUUAGAUACGGACACUAAACUAAAAGGAACAAAAGCAGAAGAUGUAUAUGAACAAAAAACGGGUACCAAUGGUGAUACUACAUGCGAAAUUAAAAACGACUCAUCAUCUGGACAAAGUUAUAGCUGUGAUGGAAAUACAAAUGGAAAUCCGUUUGAUGAUAUAGACAAAUGGGAUUUCCCUAAUGCAACAAAUAGUGUAUUCGAUGCUUAUAUAUGUUCGCCUCCAAGAAGGAAACAUAUGUGCACGAAACUAUUAGAAGAAUUAAAUACAACAACAACCACAUCAGAUGAAUUGUUCAAAGAAGUAUUGCGUACAGCAGUAAAGGAAGGAAAACAUUUGAAAGAACAAUGGGAAAAAACGCAAAAUACAACGAAAAAAAACCAAAUAUGUGAUGCUAUGAAGUACAGUUUUGCCGAUUUGGGAGAUAUAGUAAGAGGUACAGAUAAAUAUAAAGGUACAAAUGGUACUAAUAGUGGUAUUAAUAGUUCAAAAAUUCAAGAAAAUGUAAAAGCUAUUUUUGGAAAAAUAAAAAACGAAAAUAGUAUUGAAUCGAAAUAUCCUGAUGAUACAUCUGAUUUUCAUAAAUUACGUUCCGCCUGGUGGGAUGCUAAUAGAAAGGACGUAUGGAAAGCUAUAACUUGUUCUGCACCAGAUAAUGCUUAUUUUAAGAAAACAAAUACAGAUGGAACAGGAAUUCAAAUUAUAACUUUGUCAGAACAUAAAAAAUGUGGACAUAAUUCAGAACCUCCUGUUGACGACUAUAUCCCACAACCUUUUCGAUGGUUAACUGAAUGGUCAGAAUAUUUCUGUAAAGAACUAAAUAAAAAACUGGAUGAAAUGAAAAAAGAGUGUGUUGAAUGUAAAGAUAAUGAUGGGAAAUGUAAAAAUGAUACAAAUGGAAACAUAUGUGAAAAUUGCGAAAAAAUAUGUAAAUCGUACAGUGAUUUUGUUGAUAAAUGGGAAGAGAAAUUUAGGAAUCAAAAUAAUAAUUAUAAACAAUUGUAUAUGAAAAACACAAUUACCAGUAGUAGUACGAAUAUGGAUAAUGAUGAGAAGUUUUUGAAAAAAAUAAAAGUAACUUGUAAUGAACCUAAUUCUGUUGAUAAAUAUCUUGAUAAAACGAACAAUUGUAAAAAUUUCAUAUUUAGUAAUAAUAGAAAUUCCAUUUCUGGCCGUAUGUACGCUUUUCAAACAUAUCCCCAAGGGUACUACAAAGCUUGUAAAUGUAAGGAAAUUUCAUCUAAUAAUACAGCUGGAAGUAGUGGAGGAUGGUUUAAUUUCGGGUGGCCAACAUUUCUUAUACCAAGAUUCAAAUGGAUGAAUAAAAUGGGUGUUGGAUGGCUACAACCGAGAAUACCUCCAUUUGUUCAUCCUAUGAAUAUUGCAAAUCAAGUUGCCGAUACCGUUCUAUCAAAACAAGAAGCUGUAAAAGAAGCUACACAAACAAUAAACAGUACCGUGGACAAUGUUUCCAAAUCUAUAAAAACGACAGCUCAACAAGCACAGGAGGUGCUAAAAAACAUAUUGAUCCCUGGAAAUACUCAACAGAAUGAUACCUCAACUCAUAGUACUACGCCCAUAACUCCAAACCAACCAACACCUGAGCCCCCUAUAAGCUCUAGACCUGAAAUAUACGUUCCAGCAACAAGUUUAGGCCUCUUCAUUCUAGGAUAUGUUCUCUAUAAAUGGAGAAGUCCUAUUAGAAGUAAACGUCAUGUCGACGAUAUUAUCCGGAUAUUAGAAAUGUCACAAAACGAUUAUGGAAUGCCUGAUAAGGCAUCCACCAAUAGGUAUAUCCCAUAUGGUCGAUACAAAGGCAAAACAUACAUAUAUGUCGAAGGAGAAGAAACGGAUGACUAUAUUCGUGACAUAUCUUCCUCUGAUAUUACUUCUUCGUCCGAAAGUGAAUUUGAAGAACUGGAUGUAAAUGACAUAUAUCCAUAUAAAUCGCCUAAAUAUAAAACUUUGAUCGAAGUGGUACUAAAACCAAGCAAUAAAACAUAUGAUGCAGAAAAUACACAUAUAGAUAAUGUAGUGGAUACUAGCUAUAUACCAAGUGUUAAAUAUAGUGACAAACAUAGUGAUAUACCAAGUGAUAUACGAAGUGGUAAUACAAAAAGCGUAACAACAAGUGACAUCCCCACCAAUAAACCUACAGAUGAAGAAUGGAAUCAGUUGAAACAUGAUUUUAUUUCACAAUAUUUAAAAGAUUUACCAAAUGGGAUGGAUCAUGAAUUACCUAAUGAAAAUACCGUUGAUGACAAUAUGUAUAAGGAUACACAACCUAAUAUUACACACGAUAGUAUGGAAGAAAAACCUUUUAUUACACAAAUUGAAGAUAUAUUUCUUGAUAAUAGUCGUGAAGAGAUUACUUAUAAUAUAAAUUGGAAUGUUCCAAAAAAUACACAGAUAUAUUCUAACAUUACACAUACGCCUAAAAAAAAUAGUUUAUAUAGCGGAGCUGAUUUAAUUAAUGAUUCAUUAAAUGGCAACCAACAUAUUGACAUAUAUGAUGAGUUGCUCAAACGAAAAGAAAUUGAAUUAUAUGGGACAAAGCAUCCAAAAAAUACAGGUUUUAAUCGUGUUUCCAGUAUAAGUAAUAAAAAUCCAUUAGAAAACUAA
This is a messenger RNA of Plasmodium adleri (nom. inval.), 11913 nucleotides long. Its product is annotated as erythrocyte membrane protein 1, PfEMP1, putative. Lineage: Eukaryota; Apicomplexa; Aconoidasida; Haemosporida; Plasmodiidae. The record is from RefSeq and is a predicted model, not a curated record. Gene Ontology annotation, molecular function: host cell surface receptor binding. The transcript has 2 exons. The coding region runs from base 1 to 11913 and encodes 3970 amino acids. Gene Ontology annotation, cellular component: membrane.